AUGACUUUGUCCUCUCGAGAAGAGCGCAUGUUGGAUUCGCCAUCGUCCUCGUCCUCGAACCUGAGCUCCUCAUGCUCCGCAAAUGCCAUGAUUAUCGACGCGAUCAAUGGCAGCCUCAGACACGGCGCGAACGGCGCUCUGCACCACGUGUUCGAUGGUGCAGACCUCCAGAGACUCCACCACUUCCAAACUAUUACCGUCUGUACCCUGGCCACUUCCAGCAUAUCGCGGGUUUACCAAGCCGAGAUUGUCAAGCUGGCAUGUUUGCACCCGCAUCUCCUGCAUGCGGUCUUGACUAUAGCAGAAAUGCACUAUCGAUAUACCACCUCGGACAGGGCUUCGCCUGCCGAGCUCUAUCACUGGCAGAAAACAACCUCUCUUUUCAACCAAAAGUUGGCUCACCCCAUCAAGACCGAGGAUGCUGAUGCAGUCUUCGCGACCUCGACACUUUUAAAUGGCAUCUCCAUGGGUUCAAUCGAGACCGAUCAGUAUCUUGAUGCAUGGCCGUUGAAACCAUCCUCACAUGACCUUCAGUGGCUCCGGAUGCAAGGAGGCAUCAAGCUCAUGGUGCUAGCAGCUCAACCAUGGAGGAAAGGGAGUGUUUUCGAGAACUUGAUAUCCGAAGGCGACGACGGUCUAUCCACGUUCACAGACACGCGGCUAGGAAUUGCAGGUAUACCAGCACCGUUCGUCAGUCUAUGCGACCUCUCUGUUCUUUCUACAGUUGAGAACAACCCAUACCAUGCACAAGUGCGUAUGCUUUGUCCUCUGCUCUCCAUGGAGUGCACGAGGGAGACGCUCAUGGAGCAUCUCAAUUUCAUUGCCGAGAUGCGGCCGGAGUUCCUCGAGUUGCUGCAACAGCGAGACGCGCGAGCGUUGCUCAUCCUGGGCUACUGUCGAAUGCAUGGCGAUUUGCUCCUUCCUGGAAACGUCCGAAGACUCCAGGAUACGCGAACUUUUGGAAAUCCCGGCCCGAGCAUGUGGAUAUCGUCGCGUCCAGCCCACGGCUACGUUCGACACACAGCCGCUACUCGCACCUGA
Messenger RNA from Coniosporium apollinis CBS 100218, 1041 nucleotides. RefSeq lists its product as uncharacterized. The record is from RefSeq and is a predicted model, not a curated record. Gene Ontology annotation, molecular function: DNA-binding transcription activator activity, RNA polymerase II-specific. Lineage: Eukaryota; Fungi; Ascomycota; Dothideomycetes. Bases 1 to 1041 code for a protein of 346 amino acids. The transcript is spliced from 3 exons. Gene Ontology annotation, biological process: regulation of transcription by RNA polymerase II.